This is a messenger RNA of Strongylocentrotus purpuratus (purple sea urchin), 4750 nucleotides long. It is a transcript of the gene lpcat2, whose product is annotated as lysophosphatidylcholine acyltransferase 2. Lineage: Eukaryota; Metazoa; Echinodermata; Echinoidea; Camarodonta; Strongylocentrotidae. Gene Ontology annotation, molecular function: calcium ion binding. Bases 192 to 1799 code for a protein of 535 amino acids. The transcript has 10 exons. The record is from RefSeq and is a predicted model, not a curated record.
AAAAGUGCGUUGACCCUCGGCCUCCCACCCACCGGCCCGACGUAUUAUCUGUACGGUCUGAUCAAUAUCCGUAUCCACACACAGUGACAGGACGAUCGAUGCAUUUUCAAGUUUUGAAUUUCUCCAAGAAGUUUAAAUGAAAAGCGUUAUUUCAUUAUCCAUCAUAGACAAAUAAGGACGUGACAUUAAAGAUGUCGGUGGGAAGACCGAGACUAGAGCGUGCACAGUCGUUCAUGGUGGCUGAAAUACCGAAUCCAUUCGUGCAUGUCUUAAAAAUGAAUACAUGGGACUACAUAAGGAUUGGCAUUAUGUCUGUCACGGUAGCACCACUUCGUGUGCUGGCAUUCACCCUACUUCUCGUGCCUGUCUGGCUACUGUGUGCUGUAGCACUGGCUGGGAUAAAGAGGGAGGAGAAAGAAAAUCCACUAACAGGAUGGAGAAAGGCAUUGCGGGGACCUAUAUUACUCCUUGGCAGGCUCCAGGUAUUUUGCAUGGGAUUUCACCAAGUGAAGAUCAAAGGUCAACAGGUGACGCGGGAUGAGGCAAGCAUUCUGGCUUUAGCCCCUCACGUCUCCUUCUUUGACGUCUUUAUUUUCUUUGUAACGGGUCUCCCUAGUGGUGUGUCCAGACAGGAAAAUGUUGAACCACCCAUCUUAGGAACAUUGGCGAAGAUUCUGCAGCCGGUGUUAGUAUCGAGGAAAGACCCUGACUCUAGACAGAAGACCAUAGCUGAGAUCAAGCGAAGGGCUCAACCGGGCAGCCUGUGGCCUCAGAUCGUCAUCUUCCCAGAAGGCACCACAACCAAUGGACAGUGCUUCAUCACAUUCAAAGGAGGUGCCUUCUUUCCUGGCGUUCCUGUCCAGCCCGUCCUCCUGCGUUACAACAACGCGCUCAACACAUUCCCUUGGACUUGGGAUGGACCUGGAGCCUUCUCCGUCUUCUGGCUCACUCUCUGUAACCUCUCAAACAACCUAGAACUGGAAUUCCUGCCGGUCUACAGGCCAAGUGAGGAGGAGAAGCAUGAUCCGAAGCUUUAUGCUCGCAAUGUCCGAGCUGUAAUGGCAAAGGCUUACAAGGUCCCAGUGACAGACCAUACGUAUGAAGACACUCGUCUGAUGGAGGAAGCCAAAGCUAUGGGACUGCCUUGUGAAGUGGGCGUGGUAGAAUUCCACAAGUUGCUCUCCAAGCUGGGGUUUAAACUCGAGGGUCUGCGCACUCACCUGACUAAAUAUGCAGACAUAGCUAGCUCAGGAGGCUACAUCAAAAUAGAAGACUUUGCCAAGUAUCUCAACGUGCCUGUCUCACCCGCCCUCCAAGAAGUCUUUGAUGUAUAUGACAGGGAUGGCAGUGGGAAGAUAGAUUUCAGAGAGUACGUGAUUGGAUGCGCUUUGGUCAGUCAACCAGCGAACACAGAAGACACGUUUCAGAUGGCAUUUAAGAUGUUCGGGGGAGACAAGGAGUAUAUCAGCCCAGAAGAUCUUUUCCAGAUUCUAGACAAUGCAUUCGGGAUGGAAAGAGAGGAGUCGGACAGGCUGUACCAGGAGAUUGAUACAAGGGGCAUUGAGCGCAUCACAUAUGAUGAAUUCAAAGCUUACGCCAUGAAGAAGCCAGAAUACGCUACCCUCUUCACUCGCUACAUGGAGAUGCCUUCCUCAUCCUCAUCCUCCGAUGAAAGGAUGCCCAGUCAAGCAUCCUCCGAUCUAUCACCACGGCAACGAACGGUACAGAGCAAGGCGGAAGAUGCACCCUCCAAUCUAUCGCCACAGCAUGGUCCGGUGCAGGGUAAGAAGGAAGACUGACAUGAGGUAGGCCUGCCUCCAGUAGACUGAGUCGGACCAACUUCUGAUGCGUUGCUAGGUGACCCUUCAUCCUUUCAAGACUCUCUUCCCCGUUAUUCUGCAGAUCUGGUCCCCCUUCCCCCCAUCAAAAAUAGGAAACCGGAUAGCAUGCCAUUCUGUGCCAGAAAAAAGGCUUGUAUUGUGCAAACAUUACAUGGCUAUAUUUUUACAAGUGUAUCGUAAGUUUACGCACAUCUGUUAGAGAUUAUUACUUAAUAAGAUAUUAUGAAAAAUGGUUUGAGAUAAAAUGCAGAGCAGCAUGAUUUAUAUUCUUGCUUUGGAGUCUUUCUGUAUGCUGUAAUGAUACUUUGUUCAGAACCUAUGGAAGCGUCUAGCAUUCAUGUAAGUAAAAACAUUUAAGUCUUCUAUCUUUCAUUUUACAUGUCAUUUAUAUACAGUUUACUAUUUUGCAUGUAAUAUUGAAUAUUUGGGAAUAUUGGGAAAUGUUUCUUUGCAAUGAUGUCAAAUUUUAAUGCAGGAUUCAUUUAGUUAUGCCGAAAUCUUGUACUGUAUUUGAUAUUCAUGUAGCUAUAUGUUUAUAUAGUUGUGCUUUUUAGGACAGAUAUUGUUCAUAUUAAAUUCCAAUGUUACUACAUUAUUGAGAUCAAGUUAUCUUUAAAUCUUUAAAUCAUUUUAUCACAUGUAUAUACGUGAUGUAUACAGGGUAUAACAAAUUUAUUUUGGAAUAUAGGAGGCUCUAUGUCCUGCUAUGCGAAAGUGUGUGAAUGUAUAUAUUGUGGAACUGCAUGGAAACCUGUCCGCUAACUUUCAAAACAUUUCUCUUGCACAAAUCAGGUUCUGCGAGAAAAAAAGUGCGCAAUAAAAGCAGUCGGUGAAAUCAUGUUUGAAAUCAAUAACGAAUGGAAAGAAAGCCAUUCUUCCUAAGAAUGACAUUCUUUUUUCACAGAACAUUUACGCCUACAUGGAUGUGUCAUACGAUAAUGAAUUCAUUGGGGAAUUAUUACUAGGAUGAACUUCAGUCACAAACUCUCAAAAUCAUUUCCGAUGAAUAUUAAAAAAGGAUUUAGUUAGAGCAUAUAAAAACACAUUAAACUACCUUUUUUUAACGUAAAUGUACCAAUACAACAUACAUUUAUAUUUAUCAUAUAUUCCAUGACCUUUGUACUAAAUUUGCAAUCUUCAAUGAUCUCAAGAAGGACAGGAUAUAAAUACUCAUCCAAGAGGGGGAAAAUAUACUUCUACAUAGGCUUACUGUUUUCUAAGUACUGACUGUAUUUAUCCUAUCUAAUAUGCCUAAAAUUCCACUUAUUCUUUAUAAUAAAUGAGAAAAAUCAUUUAUAAAAUCUGUUAUGAAUUUUGUACAAGUAUUUGAUUGUCUUUUUUGACACAUCAGGCUGUGCUACAGGUUUUACGCACAAAAUAUGUAUGCAUGUGGUAUUAUGUAAUAACAAAUGACUAUAAUUCUAGUAAAAUUCUUGAAAAUUUAUAAAUAUAUAUAUAUAUAUAUACUGGUAUAUAUUAUUUAUUUCUAUAAAAAUCAUGGAUAACCUGAAUUGUUUGUAUAUUACAGAGUACAGAGGAUGGAUUGAAUUUUCUUGAUUCUAAAUUUAUCCAAUGAAUCCAAAAAAUAUAUGAAUUACUACUAUUCAAUGAAUCUAGCAAUGCAGUCACGAAUUGAUUGAGGAUAACAAGGUGUAUUGUUGAAUAUCAUCUUGUUAAGUUUAAUCACAGGUACAGUACUUGGUUACUCAAUCAUGCCCACGUACUAUAUUCCACGUUGGUCACAAUGAGUUGGAGACAGGCCAGAACGCAGUCAAUGUAAAUUAGAGCAGUUUUCACAUUAUUCUUAAUUUAUCUGAGUGUGGGUUUUAAUUACAUCUGUGUGGAUUUACAUUGUGUCUAAAUCUUUAUAAAUGGUGCUUUGCCAUAUUUUCAAAGUAGAUAAUAGAUGGCGUUUUUGUUAUGUGGUGACUGAAAUUUUUGUUUCUUCCUCCUGCAUAUAUGCAGAAUUUUUUAGCCAUUCUUUCAUUUCUAUAAAUAUUUCCUUUUUUUUUCUUAAGCAGUUGAAUUGAUAUAUAUGUGUUAUGAAAGAGGAUAUUUUUUGAUUUGCUCAUUUUUUUAAUACUUUUUUACUUUUUAAAACUGCUAAGUCUCAGCUGUUCUUCUCUGAUGUGGGGUAUAUUUAUAUUCAGUUUACCGUUUUGAGAGUGUAUGUAUGUAUGAAUGUAUGUUUUUACGUGGCAAUGGCUAGAUUGUUUUAGAUUUGAUUAAUGUAAGAAAAACAUAGUAUCAACUCUGUGCUUGCCAACUGAUGUAUGAUGUACAUGUAGCUGUAAAAAGAGUUUCUCUCCUUCAUUAUAAAGUGCUUUGAAUAUAUUUUUGUGUUCGAUUUUUUUACUAAAAGGUGUAACAAAGUUGAUCAUUUUUGUUUCAUUUUAAAGAUAUAUUUGUCAAUGCUUGUACUACCGGUAUGCAUAUGUGCUAAAAUACUUUUGUUUUAAUACUAUAUUUGCUUUAUAUUUUGAUUUUCAUCUGUUUGCCGGGUAUCUUCUAAGCUAGUGAUUAUGUAAAAACAGAAACUAGCUGCAUAUAAGCAUACAAAAAUCAAAUUUGAAAAUUGUUAAAGUAGAUCAUCUUUAGUCCUAAUAGUUGCCGAGUGGUUUGGACCACCAAUGGAAAUGUGUUAAGAAUGCCAUACCUGAACCUUCACUACAGAGUUUUGUACAUAUCGAACUGUGUAUGCUAAUUGAAAAAUUAAAAUUGGCCUAGCUUACCAAAACUGUUACAUGUAUAUUCUGUACUUUAAAGGUAUUCUACAUAUCUUGUCGUGAUUUGUAAUAUUCUUCUAACUUAGUCUUUCACAGUCAGUAUCAAUUAGGUGCAAGUCUGUAAAAAUGUACUCUUUGUCAGUACCAUGUACCUGAAGACUAAUAUACCUUGUGAAUGUGGUA